ACAACCAUGUCUUUCAGGUUGACGGACUUCUUCCCAGAUCCGUAUGACGCCGUAUCCAACACGGGUCGUUGGAGGCGUUUGCGGGUGCUGGGCAGUGGUGGCCUGGCCGUGGUCUAUUUGGCCGAAGACAUGACAGGGGGCUUGGGAAAAGUGGCCCUGAAGGUGCUGCGAUCCCAAGCACAGCCGGUGCACGCCUUUGAGCUUCACCGAGAGGCUUUCUGGUCCUUGACGAAGUUGCACUGCUUGGAGCAUCCCCAUUACGAUUCGGAGAUGUCCAAGCUCUUUGUGAAGUACUUUGAGGACCACACGGGUUUCCGCACCUCAAAGGCUGACUUUGAUGAGCACCGACGACAGCACGAGGCAGAUCAUUUCGAUUGGAGCGAGGUCCGACCACUCCCUGGAAGGCCAUAUGUGGUCAUGGAGUACCUCCCGGGCCAGGCCUUGUGGGCAAUUCUGAACCCCAAAAUCAGGGCUGAGACGAAGACCCCUGCCAUCACGCCGGAGGAGCGGCAACUGAUCUUGGUGCAGGUGGCCAAGGCGUGUGUCUACCUGCAGAAGCACCAGUUGAUUCAUCGAGAUUUGCGGCCCUGCAACGUUCAGAUUUGUCGUCGAGGACGACGCUGCCAGGUGAAGAUCUUGGACUUCGGGGUCAUGAUCGCCGCUGAGCGCAGUCUGCGCCAGUGCCAGUCUUCAGCGGUCCGCGUCUUCGGAGCGAACCGCACGCCGCAGGAUGGCUAUGAUUGGCUUCCUCCAGAGGUUGAUUCCUCCUGGGCCGGAUGGGAUGCGGAUGAUGCAGCUGACUUCCAACAUUGGUCAGGGUGA
Messenger RNA from Cladocopium goreaui, 822 nucleotides. NCBI's taxonomy places the organism in Eukaryota, Dinophyceae, Suessiales, Symbiodiniaceae. The record is from the annotation of a GenBank genome assembly.